Hermetia illucens (black soldier fly) is the source of this 1687-nucleotide messenger RNA. It is a transcript of the gene Adk2, whose product is annotated as adenosine kinase. Lineage: Eukaryota; Metazoa; Arthropoda; Insecta; Diptera; Stratiomyidae. Gene Ontology annotation, molecular function: adenosine kinase activity. The transcript has 4 exons. Gene Ontology annotation, cellular component: cytosol; nucleus. The record is from RefSeq and is a predicted model, not a curated record. Bases 337 to 1371 code for a protein of 344 amino acids. Gene Ontology annotation, biological process: purine ribonucleoside salvage.
CACUUCCUCCUCUCCACUUUGAAUGAAAUAAUUAGUUCAAUGACAGCUGUCAUUCAUUGCCAUCGGCAUGUGGUUGUAGCACAUUAAACCCCUGGGAAAAAAGGGAUUUUGAAGAGUUUCGGAGUAAAUAAUAAAAAGCACGGGUUUAAUACGCGCUCAUAUCAUUCUCUGAAUGUCGAGCUUCCGUGCGAAAUCAACAAAAUUGUGAUAUCGGGUCAUUAUGUUCUGUUUUUGAUGUUCAUUCGAUAAAUUCUUGAGAUUUGUUUUGAAGUUUUUCAUAAACGAUAAAUUUAUAAUAUUCGCAUUCCUAACGUAAUUGAAAACAGAAAAAGAAUAAUGGAAAAUAUCAGAACCGGAACUCUUCUUGGCAUGGGUAAUCCAUUGCUCGAUAUUUCAGCAACGGUGGACAAUGAUUUCCUUGAACGAUAUGGUAUGAAACCAGACGAUGCCAUCCUUGCAGAAGAAAAACAUAAACCACUCUACGAGCAGUUGAUCUCAGAAUAUCAUGCAGAGUACAUAGCUGGUGGAUCGGUACAAAAUUCUUUCCGUGUGGCACAGUGGGUACUUCAAAAACCAAACGUUGCAGUAUUUUUCGGCUGUGUAGGUGUCGAUAAAUAUUCAAAAAUAAUUGAGGAUAAGGCACGUCAGGACGGCGUGGAUGUCCGUUAUCAAUAUACAGAGGAAGUUCCAACUGGUCGUUGUGGAGUCCUUAUUACGGGAACCCAUCGCUCAUUGUGUGCCGACUUAGGUGCGGCAAACCAUUUCAAAAUCGACCAUAUUCAUCAACCCGCAAAUAAAAAGUUGAUAGAAAACGCAGAGUACUUCUAUAUUUCAGGCUUUUUCCUAACUGUAAGUCCUCCAAGUAUUCUGGAAGUCGCCAAACACGCUUUGCAACACAACAGAUGGUUUAUAAUGAACUUGAGCGCACCGUUUAUCUCACAAUUCUACAAAGAACCACUGAUGGCAGCACUACCGUAUGUCGACUUGAUAUUCGGCAAUGAAACUGAAACUGAAGCAUUUGCAAAAGAACAAGGCUGGGAGACUGAUGACUUAAAAGAGAUUGGUAAAAAAAUCUGCAAACUUCCCAAACAAAACGAAAAUCGACAAAGGAUUGCAGUUAUUACUCAAGGUCAGCAUCCUGUUCUCCUCAUCCAAGGAGACAAAGUUGAGGAAUUCCCGGUUGUGCCACUGAAAUUGGAGGAAAUCGUCGAUACAAAUGGUGCCGGUGAUGCCUUCGUCGGUGGAUUCCUGUCUCAAUUUAUUCAGAAACAACCACUAGGCGUUUGUGUACGUUGUGGAAUUUGGGCAGCUAGGCAAAUCAUACAGCGUUCAGGCUGUACAUUUGAAGGCAAACCAGAUUUUCAACCUUAAAAAUAGGAAAAAAAGAAUGAUACACCAAUGAGGAUCAAAUAGCUAAUUAACAAAAGACUUACUAAGUACGCAAAUCUUUAUUAAAAAUCAUGUGUAGGUAAGACAGGUUACACAUUUUUUUUUUUGAGAUGCACAAACGAAUUUUCAAAGGGUAACAAUUUUAGAGGUAUUUUAGAAAUUGACGUUGACGAUACGAAAUUAGAUAUACAUAUGUUGAUUCUCGAGCAGUAGAUUAAGUCCUUACUUUAUUGUAAAUAAUAACACACAAUCUCACCAAGGUAAAUUGUACAUAAUAAAUAUGCCUCAUUCGCUUUUA